AUGGCUCUCCGACCAAAGAACCUGCUCAUCAUUGGUGGAGGACCAUGCGGGCUCAUAACGCUCCGUAACUGUCUCCACCACGGAACGUUCACCAAAGUCCAGCUCGUCGAAAGACGCGACGACAUAGGCGGCGUCUGGUAUCAAAACCACGCCCCAAAUUAUCGCUCACGAUGGUCCACACCCGCAUACCCUGGUCUCAUAGGCAACGUCAUACCCGAGUUUCUCUCCUUCUCAGAACACCCUUUUCCGGCACCUCCCAGAGAACAUCAGCCAUUCCCUACGUUAGCAGAGACAAACACCUACCUCAAGGAAUUUGCGCGCCCGUUCAUAGAGAACGGGCAUAUACGUUUAAGCUUCGAGGUCACUGGAGUGGAGGAGGUGGAGGGCGGUGGAUGGACGGUCCGCAUGAAAGAUUGGAAUAAAGGUGAUGUGGUAUUGGAAGAAACUUGGGAUGCAGUGGUUAUCGCCACCGUUUGGUUUGAUAACCCGCAUUUUCCAGAUGUACCAGGUCUUCGAGAGUUGCAGCAGCAACAACACAAUAAAGUCCAGCACGCCAUCAAUUGGACGGGUCCACAUGAUGAUCACAAGGGAAAGUGUGUCCUCGUCAUCGGAAAUGCAAAUUCUGCAAACGAAAUGGCCGCUCAGCUCGCGCCCAUAGCCCAAACACCAAUAUACAGAUCCACCCGCCGAAUUUCUGUAUUUCCCUCCUUACCUGACACCCGCAUCCAAGACAUCGGCCCCAUAAGUCGCUACACUACCACCACCAACAACAAAAUAACUGCGCAUGUUCAAGACGGAACCGGCAUUGAAAAUAUCGACAUCGUCUUAUUCGGAACAGGCUACUAUCCGCAUGUACCCUACCUUCGCGUCCUUCGCCCAGAUCCAGACCCCCAGACCCGCGCUCGCACACUUGUACCAUUAACAUCACGCACAACAGUACCCACCCGUAUCCCUUCCCUCCACAACCAAAUACUCUACGCCUACAACCCCACCCUCGCAUUCAUAGGCGCUCCUACCUCCUUUAUCCCCUUCACCCUCGCAGACCUCACCAGCACCUGGCUCUCCCUUGCAUGGUCAGGGCUGAUCCAGAUACCCCCUACUCCCAAAGCCAGACUCGUAUACGAGCAAAGCCGCCUCCGUACCCUAGCAGAACAGCGCUCAGAAUCAGACAACCCUUCCGACUUGAUCAAUUUUCAUUUCUUGGGUCGCUAUGAGAUGGAGUAUGCGAGAGGUCUCAGGGGGGAUAUCGUGAGGGCGAAUGAGGGGUUGGGUAGGGUGCUUGCAAGAUGGGAUGACGAGCAGGAUGAGAGACGGUUUGCAAUGUAUGCGACGAAGAUGGAGAGUUUGUUUGUUUCUGCGGGUGUCGAGAGACUAAUGCCGAUAGAUGACAAUACAACGUAG
Suillus plorans is the source of this 1401-nucleotide messenger RNA. RefSeq names its product FAD/NAD(P)-binding domain-containing protein. Gene Ontology annotation, molecular function: flavin adenine dinucleotide binding; NADP binding; N,N-dimethylaniline monooxygenase activity. Lineage: Eukaryota; Fungi; Basidiomycota; Agaricomycetes; Boletales; Suillaceae. The record is from RefSeq and is a predicted model, not a curated record. Bases 1 to 1401 code for a protein of 466 amino acids. The transcript is spliced from 3 exons.